This is a messenger RNA of Halichondria panicea, 2871 nucleotides long. RefSeq names its product integrator complex subunit 6-like. Lineage: Eukaryota; Metazoa; Porifera; Demospongiae; Suberitida; Halichondriidae. The record is from RefSeq and is a predicted model, not a curated record. Gene Ontology annotation, biological process: snRNA 3'-end processing. The transcript is spliced from 15 exons. Bases 120 to 2801 code for a protein of 893 amino acids. Gene Ontology annotation, cellular component: integrator complex.
AAAGGUUCAAUUAUUGGCCAUUCUCUCAACUGCACAGAGCGUGUGCAGGACACAAGCGGAAAAUGGCCGGCUCUUUGGGCAACCCCUUGUGUGUGUUUUGUAGCUAGGUGGCAGUGAUAAUGGGUAUCAUAUUGUUUUUGGUAGAUACGAGCGCUUCCAUGAACCAAAAGACCUACUUAGGUACCUCAUGUCUGGAUGUAGCCAAGGUAGCAAUAGAAACAUUCAUGAAGUAUCGUAUGAGGGAUCCGGCCAGCAGAGGGGACCGCUAUAUGUUAGUGUCUUUUGAUGAACCCCCAAAUGCCGUUAAGGCUGGCUGGAAGGAGAAUCAUGCUACCUUUGUGAGCCAACUCAAGACUCUGGAGGCAACUGGACUAUCAACAUUUGGUCGCUCCCUCAAAGAAGCUUUUGAUCUGCUCAAUAUCCAUCGACUCCACACAAGCAUAGACCACUAUGGACAGGGCAGGAAUCCAUUCUACCUGGAGCCAGCUGUGAUCAUAGCUCUGACGGAUGGUGGGAAGCUCAGCAAUGAAGCCUGUGUAGAGAGAGAGCUGGCUCUACCCAUGCACCACGGCUCUAGUGAGGGAAGGGAGUUGACCAAGGAACCAUUCCGGUGGGAUCAAAGACUAUUCUCCAUUCUCCUCCAGCUCCCUGGACUAUCUGGUGGUGUAGAGGUGACCUCUGAGAGCUGCCAUGUGUCCGCCAUGUGUGAGGCUACUGGAGGGAAGAGCUAUGUUGUGACUAGUCAUAAGUCCUUGGUGCAGAGUAUGGAAUCACUCACACAGAAACUGCAUCCAGGAGUCGUGGUUAACUUUCAGAAGACGAGUGUUUUGAAUGGCCAGUCAGAACCUAUUCCCAUGGAACUGGAUGGGGAUGACAGUAAUGACAGGGACAGUCUCCUGCUCUCCACUGACUGGCACAACACUAGGAAGAUGCUGUAUGUUAAGAGCAACCCUAAGACUAAUGUACCCUCUGGAUUCUGGCCUAUUCCUGAGGAGUUCUGGGCAGACCUCACUAGCACUGCACUCACACCUCGUGACGCUCACCCCGUCGUGUGGUUUGAUCCUAUUGACAAAGAUCCAAUGCUUGUGGAAAAUUUUCCCUUUGAUAAAUAUGAAUUAGAGCCAUCUCCGCUGACUCAGCACAUCCUCUCUCGCAGGACACCCAAUCACUGCUGGCAGGUGUACAUAUCCAACAGCAGCAGGACUAAUGGACUAGUACACUCGUUUGGUUACCUCAAGGCCAGCAGCAGUCUAACACAUGUCACACUGUUUGUGAUGCCCUUCAACUACCCUCACCUCCUGCCCCUCAUAGAGGAGCUGACUAGAUCCCGGAUGAGACCUUCUCCUAAGUGGAGGGCAGAGUUUGCUGAAUACAUAGCCUCUGUGCCUAGCUACUAUGCAGCACCGCUACGCAAUGCUCUGCGAUUGAUGGGAGCUCCGGGUAACCUCAUCACGGAAUCAUUUGAUGGGCAGAUGAGCUAUUCUGUUACUAGCUAUCUCAGGAAACUUAAGAAGCAGGCCAAGGCUGAGAGUGAGAGGGUAGUGAUAGCUGUGAGUAAGAGCAAAGUACCACAACUGCCUGAUAAGAAGCUUCCAGUCAUUGUUGAGUUGGGUGAUGGUGUGAGUAUGGCCAUAGGCUCCACAGACGAGGGACUUACCUCACAGAGCUUCAGGAAUCCAUUUGAUAUCACUCGCACUGGACUCCUCCCUCAGAUACUGCGCAUGAGAACCAACCUCCUCCACACAACACCCACCACACCCAAUCUCAUACAAGAAAUUCAUAAGCACGAGUUGCCAGUGGGCCAGAUGGGCAACUAUCAAGAGCACCUGAAGCGCGUCAGUCCUCUGAGGGAGUUGGGCUCUGGGGCUGUUCGGACACAACUGUUUGGAAACCCCUUCAAAUUAGAGAGACCUGCAGAUAGCAAGUUAAAGGUGGACGAAGGUCUCGAUGUGUUUGCUGAUGAGCAUAUGGUGGAAAUGAAUAAACGAAUUCUCCCUCGUGAGAAGCGCCGCUCCCGCCCCCUCACUCCACCCAGAGUCAACAAGACAUCACCUCCCACAGAGGAUGAAAUGCCCCCCACAUUGCAAGCAGAACCAACCAAUCACAAUGAAGAACAACUGCCUGUGUUUGUGUCUACCUCCCUACCUGAAGAGCCAGUGGAUAAGACUCCAGUGGACAAGACUCCAGUGGACAAGACUCCAGUGGAUAAGACUCCAAUGGACAAGACUCCAGUGGAUAAGACUACUCCAGUGGAUAAGGAUAAGACUCCAAUGGACAAGACUACUCUAGUGGACAAGACUACUCCAGUGGAUAAGACUACUCUAGUGGACAAACUGACAAGCAGCUCACGCAAGAGAGAGAGGACUCCCUCCCCCACAUACAACACUUCCAAGAGACCUGCUCUCUCUAACAGUAGCCUCACUAAGUUCACCAGCUCAGCACUACCAGGGUCAAAGGUCACUGCAGGGGUCAAGUCGUAUGCAUCAAAAGUGCUGACUGAGGAGCUACAGAAACAACAAGGUGUGGAGAAUAGUCGCCUCAAGUCCCUCAUAGUGAAGGAGGUCAGGAAACCAGGGAAAAACUAUGAUGUCAUAUUGGGUAAUCUGGAUGGUGUGCGUGGAUCAAUGGAGUUACGAGAAGCUUUUGUGGCAGAGGUGAUAAAGGAGGCAACAAAGUUCAAGAAGUGGAAGCUGGUUGAGCAACUAGAGCAUUGGACCAACUCUCUCAAGGCAUCGGCUCCUCUUAAGAAUGAUUCCAGCAAACCACUCAAAUUGAAACAUUCUCAAAGACUUUAUAACUAACAAAUUCUGUACAGAUUUAAUUUGUGCAAUAAUUUAUAUAAUUAUAAUAAUUAAUUGUCAAUAAUAAUUA